GACCGGCAUCAGUCUGCGCGUGUCUCUCCGGUGCCGGUGACGGGAGCGUUUCCGCGGGGUGUGCUCAGUCCUUUUCAUUGUAACACUUCGAGAGCAUUGUACAGCUUUAUUUGUGGAGUUACAUUCAUUUCAUGUGAUUGAAGUUCCAUCAGGGAGUCCAGAUCAGAUCGGCUGUUUCUGCGCCAGAGGCACCGGAGCUCCUGCGCUUCGGUUCGGCUCCUCUCAGCUGAUCUUUGCUGAUUUUAACAAUUCAUUGAGCCGGACUGGACUGAUACUUUGAGGUCUGACAACUUGAACAACUCCAGGAGCAGGAUGUCGUGUCUCGAUGUCGGUGGGCUGCAGGUUUUAGCAGUUCUGCUUGUGUUCUGCACUGGCUGUGGUCUGACUCAAGCAGAGACUCUUGUGACUGUCCGAAGAGUAACCCGCCCGUCUUUGCGACACCCUUUAGCGGGCUCCGCCCUCCUCCCGUGUGUGUUCACCUUGUCGCCGGGCCUCUCACCAGGUCACGGCCCAUACAUCCACUGGACCCAUCGCUCAGGAGACCAGGAGAGGACAGUCCUGUCUGCCCGGGACGGGGUGGUGAAGGUACACAAGGCUUACGCAGGACGGGUCAGUUUGCCGGGUUACUCCGCCAACCCGCUGAACGCAUCACUGGCGCUCUCGCAGCUCCGCUCCAAUGAUUCCGGGACUUUCCAAUGUCACGUCGCACUGGGAGACAAUUAUGAGCAGGAUACAGUCAACCUUGAGAUCACAGGUGUGGUGUUUCACUACCGUAUGGCGGCAGACCGGUAUUCUCUCUCCUUUGCGGACUCCGUUCGUGCAUGUGAGCAGAAUUCGGCUCAAAUUGCCACUCCAGAGCAGCUGUGGGCAGCGUUUCACUCGGGCAUGAACAGCUGUGCGGCCGGCUGGCUCAAAGAUCAGACCGUCAGGUACCCCAUCCAGAGACCAGAGCUCGGCUGCUAUGGACACACAGAGUAUUCUCGUGGAGUGAGGAAUUAUGGGAAACGCGAUCCUGCCGAAUUGUUCGAUGUGUACUGUUUCGCCAGCGACAUGGAAGGUGACGUGUUUAUCGCCGCUGUCCCUGACAAACUGACUCAUCCUGAGGCCUCGGCUCACUGCGUGUCGCUGGGAGCUCAGCUGGCGACCGUCGGGCAGCUCUAUCUGGCCUGGUGGUCUGGACUGGAUCACUGUGAGCCUGGCUGGCUGGCUGACGGCAGCGUGAGAUAUUCUGUCAACACACCGCGGUCAGAGUGUGCGGGAAGAGAACCAGGCGUCCGAACGGUUUCACCAGCGGAGCUGAGCAAUGGAACGGCACGCUUUGAUGCCUUCUGCCAUCAAGCAAAGAAACCACAAAGGGCUCUGACGAGCAUUGUGAAAUCUUUGCUGCGGCCGUGGAGGUACAUGACUGGAGACAAUGACAACAGUUCAGAGAAAACCGAGGAUACAUCGAAAUCUUCUUCUGCCACCCACACAUCCACUGGAGUUCAGGGUCUGCUGGACCUUCAACCCUCUAACUGGACCGGGCAGGUGGAUUUGGACAAAGAGCCACACGUGACCUCUGAACCCACUGAACUGACAGCCGGAUAUCUGACAGUCCUACUCCGAGCUGGAGACACGGAUCUGGACUGGAGUGGCCUGCUGGACUCGUUCCCGGACAGUGAGCAGGCGGUCCCUGCCCCAGGGUCAGACUUCACCUCCGAGAGUCCCGGCGGUUCAGCCAAAGAGGAAGAGGAUGAAGACGAAGGUCUAUCAGGUCAGUCGGUCUCUCCAGCAGCUUCAGAGAUGCAGCAGGGAAAGAGUGAGAGUUCCCUUACAAACAUUGUCAGCUCAUUGUGGAAACCUUGGAGCUAUCUGACAGGAAGUGAGGCAGUGAUGACACCUAAAAGCGUCACGGCCACCGAGACGCCUGUGACGGACAUCAAAUCAACUGCAGCUCCUGGAUCAGGUUUGACGUCAUGGUGGGGCCGCUCGUGGUUGUCCGGUCCAUCAACAGUCACUGAUAAAUUAAUCACCUCCAAUCCGCCUGUGAGCUCGAAAGCACCAACAAAAUUCCCGUCAACUGUCACCAGAGAUGAAUUAAGCGACAAUCGACCCAGUAGACCUGGACAGACUAUCCCAGCAACAACAGGAGAUUGGGUCGAAGUGACAAAAACCCCUGAGCAGAAAGCGAGGACCACUGACGUCAACGUUCCGACAACGAGAAAAGUCGGGGCUGUAUCGACUGAGCAGUUGCAAAGAUUGUCCUUAGCAGAGAACUUCUCUGGAGAGAACCAAGCUCCAGACAUGGAGGGCAGCUCUUGCUGCGAUACAUAUCUGUUGUCAGGUACCACGUCCCAAACACCACUCACAGUCGCAACAAGUACCGGUUCGUUCACAACCGCACUUAGCCAAGACGAAAGCGUGGAAGAGGUGCGUGGAGAAAUUCAGUACAGGAGAAGAAACAAACCCAAGAGACUCAAUCAAAGUACCACAGACAUGACGACAACAGUCGCCAAGAGCAGUGCUGUAUCUUCUAGCACUGGAAACACAGGUACAACCAUCUCGACAUCUGCAGACGAGUCUCAAACAUCAAGCUUUGGAACGACGGCACCCGGCAUCACAGAGCGAGAUCUGACCAGCGCUGAGGUGAUCAGGAUAAACAAUUCCAGUGGAUCAGAAGCGGGCGACAGAUGCAGCUGUCUGCAUGGAGGAACGUGUCUUCCACACGGAGAGGGUUUCCGAUGCUUCUGUCCGCAGGGUUACGCUGGAGAGAGCUGUGAAAUCGAUGUUGACGACUGUCAGUCCAACCCGUGUGAGAACGGAGGCACCUGCAUUGAUAAAGAAGACUUGUUCAUAUGUGUGUGUUUGCCCAGCUACAGCGGCGACAGAUGUGAGAGAGACACAGAGGGUUGUGAACACGGUUGGAAGAAGUUUCAUGGUCACUGCUAUAGACUGUUUCCACGGCGACACACCUGGGAGGAUGCUGAGAAGGACUGCAGGGAGCACAGCAGUCACCUGACCAGCGUCACUUCCUCCAUGGAGCAGGACUUCCUCAACGGUUUGGGUCAUGAGAACGUUUGGAUUGGACUGAAUGAUCGUACAGUAGAAGAGGAUUUCCAAUGGACAGAUGCAUCAGACGUGGUGUAUGAAAAUUGGCGCGAGAAUCAGCCGGAUAAUUUCUUCGCAGGUGGCGAGGACUGCGUGGUGAUGAUCUCCAGAGAAGACGGCAAGUGGAACGAUGUGCCCUGCAACUAUAAUCUACCAUACAUCUGCAAGAAAGGAACGGUUAUGUGCGGCACGCCGCCUGCCGUAGACAACGCCUACCUAGUGGGUCGCAAAAGGUCACACUAUGACAUCCACGCAGCAGUGCGAUACCAGUGUGACGACGGGUUCUUCCAGCGACACAUACCGACCGUCCUCUGCCGACCCAACGGAACCUGGGAGCGUCCCAAGAUCAUCUGCACCAAGUCACGAAGAUCUCACCGCUACCGUCGGCAACACCAUAGAUCCCGCCGUGAGCAUCGAAGACACCGCCGACAUGGGCACAGGGGGCGGGAUUAAGAGUUUCCGUGACCCCGAGACACCAGUUUCUGUGCUUUCACAGUCCGAAAGUUCAGAGGAUAUCAAAAACAGACCCUGAAGGACAAAAACAAUCACUCACAUCUCCUUCUCUUCGUACAAAUGUUUUCUUUUCGAUUAAACCUUAAUUUUUUACUGCUGUUUAUUAAAGUUUAUUUAGGAUUCAGUAACCCGGUUUGAUCAUGUUUGGAGAGAACUUUCUUAAAUAACAAACUCUACAGUCCUUAGUUGGACCCCAUAACUUAAUACACAGAGGGUUUUUACAUGCAAACUGGCUCUAUGUACAGGAUAUGUGAGUCAGUUUAUACAUGCAGUCUGCAGUUAUGGAGGACACGGCUGAUUGGCAUUUAUAGCAUAGUUGGAUUGAUUUAAACAGCAGCCGAGAGUUCUUGUAGGUAAUGCAUUGUAUUUGUUUAGCUUUAGAUUUUUUGAUUUAUGUAAUGCUUUAAAGAUAUGUAAUGAAUGUUGUCCAGAUUCCCUGAAAUGAAAGAACUAAUGCCCUUCAUGUUCUUGCCAGCUUCUAUCACAAAAAAGGAGUUGUGGGAAAUUCGAAUGGAAAUUUGCGGAUGUGAAUUGUGGUCAUUUUGUCCACUCAAGUACUUGUCAGAUAAAAAACAGAGCUCUGGAGUCAACAGCUAAACAAUUUUUAAAUCGUUGGUCUUUGUUAAAAUGCAAACGUCUUUGGCUGUUGCGGACUGAGGCCAUGUCCACACUAAUGCGUUUUUGUUUGAAAAUGCAUUAAUUUCGCUACAUUUUGGCCACACUGAGACAGCGUUUUUGUCUAGCGAAAACAGGGCUUUUCAAAAAUGCCCUCACGAAAAAUCUAGAGGUCUAGUAAUCUAGCUGCAAACUUGCCGCAAAUAUGCCACUCAUUAUUUUAACAUGCAAACCAGCUUGUGAUUUGCCGCAAAUGUUUGCCAGAAGUUUGCAGCUCUUCGCCAGUGGUGGUGAACCUGCAGCAAACCUUUGGCAACAAUGGACAAUUUGGCAAUGAAGAGUUUUCCACAAAGCUCAUUUGCAUGUGAAAUAAUCAGUGACGAACUUGCGGCAAGUUUGCAUCAAAUUUGCCAGAACUCUCGAUUCUUUUAAGGGUGCUUGCCCAAGUAGAUCAAUUGGAAAACACUGUCAUCGCAUUGUAGUGUGGUUAGGGAAAACGGAGAUGUUCGAAAACUAUUUUUCUUGUGACGCAGUCCUACAAAAAAUCUAGAGGUCUGGCAAACGUUCUGCAAACUAGCCAAAAAUGUACGGCUAAUUUGCCACUCAUUAUUUUCACAUGUAAAUCAGCUUGCGAUUUGCCGCAAAUGUUUGCCAGAAGUUUGCAGCAAACCUUUGGCAACAAUGGACAAUUUGCUGCUACCGACAAACACUUCUGUGGCAAACAUGUGGUAACAUUGAAGAGUUUGCCGCAAAGCUCAUUUGCAUGUGAAAAUAAUCUGUGGCGGACUUGCGGCUAUUUGCCAGAACUCUCGGUUUUUGUAAGGGUUAAACCCAAAAAUAUCAAUAUGCCGGCUCAAGUUGUAGAGGCUUUGUUGUGCCUGUUAUCCACUAUGAUGGCGUUGUUAAAGAUAAAUGUUACCUCAAGUACAACCUUCACAUUGCAUUCCUUCAAAGGCGACCGGAAGUUUACUCAGAAUUGCUGAGGCGGAACACGAGGACAAUUGCGUUUCAGACCGUACAUGGAAAUGAUGCAGAGCCACACUUCUUACGUUUUUUACACAUGCGCAGUAAAGGGAUUUAAGUGUUUUCAGAUGUUUCAGUGUGGACAAGCAACUUUUGGAAAAUGCUUGAAAAUGGCAGUUUGGACAGGGAGCACUUUGAAAACGAAAACGCCAUUUUCAAAUUUAUCCGGAUUGAUUCGGACGUAGCCUGAUAGUCUACAUGUUGACACAAAUCGGAUGAAUUUUAUUGCAAGACUGCGACCUAAAUGAUGCCACAACCAAUCACAAUAUAAAAAAUUAGCCCCCUUUUCUCGCUGUUUUUUUGCAUCUAGCACCAUGAGCAUUGUUUUUAAGAUAGUGUGUCAAGUUAAAUCAUUAAAAAUAGCACCUGGAUUGCAAGUUACCAUGUUGAGAAAAGAGCGGUUUCCCUGGGUCGCCCGUCUCAGGUGCGCUUCGAAGCCUUCCUCGGUUCUUGGCGGCAGGCCGUGAGACGAGGGGGCGUCUGCUUCCUGCGGGUGGCUCCACGCCAGGGCCGCUGCCGGGGCGGGCUGCGGCAGAGCCGGUGUUGUUGCCGCAGGGGGACGCCCUUGGCGACGAGCAGACGGGGUGCGGGAUCUUGAUCCACGCCGGGGCAGGAUGUGCUGAAUAACCUCCGUCUGCUUCUUAACCGCUGAGAACUGCUGGGCAAAGUCCUCAACGGUGUCGCCGAAUAGACCAACCUGGGAGAUGGGGGGCGUCAAUUUUAAAAUCGUAAAAAAAUAGCGCCCGGAUUGGAAAUCACCAAGUUGGAUGCAAUCCAACAAAUUUUACUGCUAGGCCGCAACCAAAAUGACAUCAUAACCAAUCACAAAAUAAAAAAAAUUAGGCCCUUUUGGGCACAUUUCUGUAUAGCUGUUACUGGAUUUCAAUCAUUCUGAAGUCAAGUCACAAAACUUUUAGAUCAUUGCUGUCAUUGUCGAGUACUUAGGUACUUGUGUCCAUACCUAAUAUUUAUAAACAAUCACUGCACUCUGCAUUCUCUGUACCAUAUGAUAUGUUACAUUCUGAUGAAUUUAAUUUGCAUGUGUUUGCUAAAGAGUUUAGUGUGUUUCCAAAAAUCUAGAAUUACUAAUUGGUGAGAUGACUAAAACUAGUGGUUCGAGUCGAGCGGCUGCCCUGUCUGAUUUGAGCUCAUUUGUGUGUUGGAUCGAGGUCUUCUCGCUCAGAUGAUCUCUGUAACGCUCUACACAUCAAACAGAGAUGCUUAGAGGUGCUUGUCAUGUUUGUGUGUUGAUUUAAACAUCACACUAUCAUCUCUGUGCUCAGUGCAUAAUUGUUCACGAGAGUCUGUUUGAGUGAUUCAGAAGGUGUUUGUUUCCUGAGCAUAUGUCUCCGUUCUGAUUCUCAUGCCCUCUGAAAACAUGAACAGGAAGAAUGUCGAUGCUCCUGCUGCUUUUGGCUCUGAUGAACUUCAGCGUUCAUUAGCAAACCCUGUUGAGGUGUGAAUCUGACAUGUUUUAGGAUUUUGAGAUGGUUCCUUUUUACACGUAACAGCUUGAAGUGAUUAAAUGUGUCCUCACCAUGUGUGUGUAUCACAAGCCCUUUUCGAAAUUUAGGAUAUGAAUUAUAGAUAUCUACAUUUCAAUUUUUACUAGUUUAAAAUGGAAUUACUACUAGUGAAAAUGCUCAUUGAUAUGGGCUAGGUUUGCACUAGUAGCACUAGACAUCAUUCCUCGCAGAAAUACCCAUUCUUGAUAUCAAAAAUGGUAUUUUAACUAGUAAAAAUGAAUAAUUGUACUAGUUACAAUGAAGCCUAAUUAUUGUUAUCAAAACAUUUAAUUGUGUAUAUCUAUAAUUCAUAUCUGCCACGUGAUUAAAUGUCAAAGAGCUUGUGAGUGUGUGUGUGUGUGUUUCAAAUGUUUACUAGAUAAAGAUGAUACUCAUUAACUACAGUUCACAAAAACACACACACAGUAUGUUUGACACAGAAUAACCCAGUAACCCAACAUAACCCAGUAUUUUUUGUAAUGUCUAUUUACUCUGUCUUCAACACACAAAUAUGUCUGUUUAUAACAUGUAUUCAUUAGUAAACAUGGUGUUAGAUAAAGGCAAAUAAUCCGUAAAAUAAUCGAACUGAUCAACUCCAAACUUCAAAAAUCAACUUUCAGCUUUGUGUAUAUAAAUUGCGGUGAAGUUUGGCGGUCUGUGUCCUUUUGUUUUACUCAUAAAUGUAUUUACUCCUCAU
Messenger RNA from Myxocyprinus asiaticus (Chinese sucker), 7440 nucleotides. Its product is annotated as neurocan core protein-like. Lineage: Eukaryota; Metazoa; Chordata; Actinopteri; Cypriniformes; Catostomidae. Gene Ontology annotation, molecular function: calcium ion binding; hyaluronic acid binding. The transcript has 16 exons. The record is from RefSeq and is a predicted model, not a curated record. The coding region runs from base 313 to 3540 and encodes 1075 amino acids. Gene Ontology annotation, biological process: cell adhesion.